Molecule: messenger RNA, 1163 nt
Organism: Paramisgurnus dabryanus
Lineage: Eukaryota; Metazoa; Chordata; Actinopteri; Cypriniformes; Cobitidae
Gene: rsph3
Product: radial spoke head 3
Cellular component (GO): cilium
Source: RefSeq, a predicted model, not a curated record
ACUGCCACUGUAACAACUGCAGACACAAGUACAGCAGCAGCGUUUAACCGCUUGAACUUCCAGUCACAUACUUGUCUUGAUAUCAUCGUUUAAAAGGAAAAGAUGGCUACAACUUUAAAGGCACAAAACGAGACGCAGAGCGGUGUUUAUACGUUCUCCAGCCGACCGCGUGCCGUUCCCAACCGAACCAAAUACAGAACCUCCGUUGCGCUAAUAAAUGAAGAAGAGAGCAGUUAUGGAAACAUCAUGUAUGACCGGCGUGUUGUUAGAGGAAACACAUACGCUCAGCAAAUCCUACCUGUUACAUCUCAGCCUGAUCCAAUUGAGUUCCUGAGACAGCAGGAAGCCAGAAGGAGAGCUAUAUCCAGAAAACGAUUGAAAGAGCAGUUUGGCCCCAAAACACCAGAACCACUAGAGGGCAGAACCAACAUAGAUGUGCAGACAGAGGUGUAUCUGGAAGAGCUGAGCGAUCGAAUAGAGGAAGUGAGCGUAGAAUGUCAAACGGACAUGUUCCUGGACAAACCGGCAACCCCGCUCUUCAUUCCAGCCAAAUCUGGACGAGAUGUAGCCACACAGAUAGAGGAGGGAGAGUUGUUUGAUUUCGAUGUAGAGGUGCAGCCUGUGCUGGAGGUGCUGGUGGGUAAGACAAUAGAGCAGGCUUUGCUUGAAGUGAUGGAGGAGGAGGAACUGGACAACCUCAGAGCCCAAUGGCAAGCGUUUACGGAGAUCCGCAAUGCUGAACUGGCAGAGGUACAGAGGCUUGAGGAGAGAGAACGGCGCCUCCGUGUGGAGAAGGAAAACCGGAUAAGGCAGCAAAAGGCAGUGCUGGAAAAGGAGAAGGAGACCGCAGAGAAAAUCGCUGCAAGAGCGUUUGCUCAACAGUAUCUCACGGAUUUACUGCCCUCAGUCUAUUCCAAUCUAAAAGAAUACGGCUAUUUCUAUGAUCCUGUGAGGAGAGAUAUAGAGACUGGAUUUCUUCCUUGGCUGAUGACAGAAGUCAGCAACACUUUAGAGCAGAGAAAUGUGGCCAGUACAGUGCUUGACAUGCUCAUUCAAGACAUCACUAACCGGAGAUCUGAGGCUUUCCAGUUGCAAAAAUAAAUUGGAUUCCGUGCUAGAGGUAAUCAAGAUCAUAUUAUAAUAUUACAAAAAUAAUCUGCAUC